Molecule: messenger RNA, 1179 nt
Organism: Antrostomus carolinensis (chuck-will's-widow)
Lineage: Eukaryota; Metazoa; Chordata; Aves; Caprimulgiformes; Caprimulgidae
Gene: CDK9
Product: cyclin dependent kinase 9
Exons: 6
Biological process (GO): protein phosphorylation
Cellular component (GO): nucleus
Molecular function (GO): RNA polymerase II CTD heptapeptide repeat kinase activity; cyclin-dependent protein serine/threonine kinase activity; ATP binding
Source: RefSeq, a predicted model, not a curated record
AGAAGUUUUCAAAGCCAAACAUCGUCAGACGGGCAAAAAAGUGGCACUGAAGAAAGUGUUGAUGGAAAAUGAGAAGGAGGGGUUCCCCAUCACAGCCUUGCGAGAGAUUAAAAUCCUCCAGCUGCUCAAACAUGAGAAUGUGGUGAACCUCAUUGAAAUCUGCAGGACCAAAGCCUCUCCAUACAACCGCUGCAAGGGCAGCAUCUACCUCGUGUUUGACUUCUGCGAGCAUGACCUGGCUGGCCUUCUCAGCAAUGCUCACGUCAAGUUCACACUCUCAGAGAUCAAGAAAGUUAUGCAGAUGCUAUUGAAUGGACUUUACUACAUCCACAGGAACAAGAUCUUGCAUCGAGACAUGAAAGCUGCGAACGUCCUGAUCACACGGGAUGGAGUCCUGAAGCUUGCGGACUUUGGGCUGGCUCGAGCUUUCAGCCUGGCUAAGAACAGCCAGCCGAACCGCUACACCAACCGGGUGGUGACUCUGUGGUAUCGGCCACCAGAGCUGCUCCUAGGGGAGCGGGACUACGGUCCCCCCAUUGACCUCUGGGGUGCAGGCUGCAUCAUGGCAGAGAUGUGGACCCGCAGCCCCAUCAUGCAGGGGAACACAGAGCAGCACCAGCUCACCCUCAUCAGCCAGCUCUGCGGAUCCAUCACACCAGAGGUUUGGCCAAACGUGGAUAAAUACGAGCUGUACGAGAAGCUGGAUCUGCCCAAGGGCCAGAAGCGCAAGGUGAAGGAUCGCCUGAAAGCCUACGUCAAAGACCCCUACGCGCUCGACCUCAUCGACAAGCUGCUGGUGCUUGAUCCUGCCCAGCGGAUCGACAGUGAUGAUGCACUGAACCAUGACUUCUUCUGGUCAGACCCCAUGCCCUCGGACCUUAAAAACAUGCUGUCCACCCACAACCAGUCCAUGUUCGAGUACCUGGCCCCACCACGCAGGAGGGGUGGGCACAUGCCCCAGCAGCCGGCUAACCAAGGCAGGAACCCGGCUGCCACCAACCAGACUGAAUUUGACAGGGUGUUUUGAGCGGGGGCUUCCUCAGCGGGGUCCCAGCUGGGCUACUCCGCAGGUUGUGUUGGGCAGGGAUGUCUUUGUAUCUGGGAAAGGACUUUCUUCAAGGUGAAGUGUCUGCUGGCUUUCAGCGAGCUCUGCCGUCUCCUGUCCUUACGCAGCAGCUC